Molecule: messenger RNA, 6859 nt
Organism: Homo sapiens (human)
Lineage: Eukaryota; Metazoa; Chordata; Mammalia; Primates; Hominidae
Gene: NR5A2
Product: nuclear receptor subfamily 5 group A member 2
Exons: 7
Coding region: 2059-3654 (531 amino acids)
Biological process (GO): calcineurin-mediated signaling; intracellular receptor signaling pathway; regulation of DNA-templated transcription
Cellular component (GO): chromosome; nucleus
Molecular function (GO): zinc ion binding; sequence-specific DNA binding; nuclear receptor activity
Source: RefSeq, a predicted model, not a curated record
CUUCUUUUCGCCGGAGUUGAAUCUGUGCUGCCCGUGUCCAGGUGCUGGGCUUCCGGACCGACACGGAUCCCCCAUCCCCGCCCGCGGUCGCCUUGUCAUGCUGCCCAAAGUGGAGACGGAAGCCCUGGGACUGGCUCGAUCGCAUGGGGAACAGGGCCAGAUGCCGGAAAACAUGCAAGGUAAGGAGGCGCCGCGCGGCGCUCCGGCUCCCGCUGCUUCCCCACCCCCGGGCUCGCCCUGCAGGCUUCAGCCUCCCGCCCCGCGCGGGCGCGGGAGUAGCCCCGCUGGGCGCUCGCAGCCGCGGGAGUCAAGCCCCCUCCCCAGGUGCAGGCAUAAAAGUUUAUGGCUCUUGAACAAUGCGGGGCAGAGGUUUUUCCAAGCAACGUCUAAUUGGCCGCUUCUAAUUAAGGAAAGAGAGGCUUCCAGCUCUAUGGCAACCCAAGCAGGGCAGCUUCAGGCUAAAGGUACUUUAGAAUAAUAAGAUCAUUCUAAGAAAUGGAAUGUCUCACUGGACACCCGAACAGGUUCUCUGUCAUUGGAAUUGGUGUGUACUGUACUUCAACCAGUACUCUUGUGUGGAGGGAGGCGACCCAGUCUAGGAAAGUCAACUACAGAAAGAGGUGACCUCCGAAAGGAUUGUCUUAGCGCUAUUAGAAUACAUGUGACCACACCAAAAGCCCAGGCGGACACCCGCAGCCAGCUCGGAUUUGGACAAUUCAACAUUGCUGGCAGAACUGAAGGGAACAAGUUACCCCAACCCCAUCCCCUGUACGCGUAGUGCUGAGUGAGUUGGGGGUGGGAGGACAGCGGUUCGUUUAUUGCCCCCUUUUAAAAUCUGAGAUCUGAAAAUAUGGAGGUCCCAUUCGUUUUCCCAGCUCUUGAUUGCCAACAAAAAAACAAAUCCCGCUGGCUACAUUUUCUCCUCAUUCCAAAAUAGCAACCCUAUGGCUUGUAUUAAGCCCUUCAGAAGUUUAUCUCAUUUGCUCUGGGCCAGGGAGGGAACAAUGCUAGGAAAAGUCACCGGUGCUCUUCCAUCCUCGCCCCUUCCAGGGUGCAGGAUGUGCGGGCCGGCGGGCCUGUGAUCCCGGAACGCUUCCUGCCAUCCCCUUGCGCGAACUUGAAAGGACUGGGAGGUGUUGAGAGCAGAGUUCAGGGCUGGUGCACUCUGCGGUGCUGAGUGGGCGGCGCGCCCGGGCGCUCAGGCCGGGGGACCUGUAGUCGCCCUACCGCGGAGGGGAAAAUACGUAGCUGGAGGGCGUGCGCCGUGCGGGUUGUGAUCCGUUACCCCAUCGGUCAUCCUGGGGUCUCCCCAAGCCUCUAGGUAGGGCUGUGAGAGUCCCCUAGAGCUGAAGCCCCGGAGGCUGACCUGUGGGUCUGGCUGCUAUGGGAACCCGGUUGGUCCAAAGAAGCCUUUCUUCCGGGCACCUGGAAUUCCAGUUUAGUGUGGGGCAUCGGGGAAGUGGCGCUGGGGGGCUGGGUUGGGGGACCUCAGCCGGCAGCUCCGGAGAGGGCCUACCCUUGGGGUCGCUGGGUGAGGCCGGCACGAUUCUUGGCUCCAAAAGGAAAGUUUCUGCUUCUUGUUCUGGCGCGAGAAGCCAAAGACUUAUUUUGAGAGCGGAGAGAGAAAUGUUAUUGGUAACGUUUUCUUUGGAAAGUUCGAGAGGGGUCUUCUGGACACACUACCUAGUGCCCCCAAACCAGAGAAGUAGUUUUUCUUUGGUGCCUGGGCUCAGAAGUCGCCACUCACUCAGCCCAUGGUUCGAAAUCAGCAUGGGAAGCGCCGGGGCAAGGCUUCGUCGGAGACUAGAGGCCUGCCUGUCGGGAGGAGCCCCUGGGGGAUGGGGACCCCAUUCUCCUGCUUGCUCUGGUUCCCACCUGGGACGCCUCCGUAGGAGCCCAGAAAGACGAUCCACUACAUGGUCCCGGGACAGAGCAGCGCGCCCAACUUUGAGGGAACUUUGUGCGCCUCUCUGAGGCCCUAGCUUUCCAAGGCACCGCCGUCCGUUCUUCUUUCCCUAGACCGAAACUGGGGAAGAGUGUGGGCGCUUCUUUGCCCCGAUGAGUUCGCCUCCCCAAACGCCUACUUCGGCUGCACCAGAGCAUCUGGGAAACUCUGAAAGGUGCCCAGGCCUCACACAGCAGCGUCUCCCUACUCAGCCUCUGUCUUUGGGUUUUUUCAAGAGAGUCUCUACCUCAUGCCUCGGUCUUUCUUCGAUGUCGGGUCCCCGAGUGUCUCAAUUUAAAAUGGUGAAUUACUCCUAUGAUGAAGAUCUGGAAGAGCUUUGUCCCGUGUGUGGAGAUAAAGUGUCUGGGUACCAUUAUGGGCUCCUCACCUGUGAAAGCUGCAAGGGAUUUUUUAAGCGAACAGUCCAAAAUAAUAAAAGGUACACAUGUAUAGAAAACCAGAACUGCCAAAUUGACAAAACACAGAGAAAGCGUUGUCCUUACUGUCGUUUUCAAAAAUGUCUAAGUGUUGGAAUGAAGCUAGAAGCUGUAAGGGCCGACCGAAUGCGUGGAGGAAGGAAUAAGUUUGGGCCAAUGUACAAGAGAGACAGGGCCCUGAAGCAACAGAAAAAAGCCCUCAUCCGAGCCAAUGGACUUAAGCUAGAAGCCAUGUCUCAGGUGAUCCAAGCUAUGCCCUCUGACCUGACCAUUUCCUCUGCAAUUCAAAACAUCCACUCUGCCUCCAAAGGCCUACCUCUGAACCAUGCUGCCUUGCCUCCUACAGACUAUGACAGAAGUCCCUUUGUAACAUCCCCCAUUAGCAUGACAAUGCCCCCUCACGGCAGCCUGCAAGGUUACCAAACAUAUGGCCACUUUCCUAGCCGGGCCAUCAAGUCUGAGUACCCAGACCCCUAUACCAGCUCACCCGAGUCCAUAAUGGGCUAUUCAUAUAUGGAUAGUUACCAGACGAGCUCUCCAGCAAGCAUCCCACAUCUGAUACUGGAACUUUUGAAGUGUGAGCCAGAUGAGCCUCAAGUCCAGGCUAAAAUCAUGGCCUAUUUGCAGCAAGAGCAGGCUAACCGAAGCAAGCACGAAAAGCUGAGCACCUUUGGGCUUAUGUGCAAAAUGGCAGAUCAAACUCUCUUCUCCAUUGUCGAGUGGGCCAGGAGUAGUAUCUUCUUCAGAGAACUUAAGGUUGAUGACCAAAUGAAGCUGCUUCAGAACUGCUGGAGUGAGCUCUUAAUCCUCGACCACAUUUACCGACAAGUGGUACAUGGAAAGGAAGGAUCCAUCUUCCUGGUUACUGGGCAACAAGUGGACUAUUCCAUAAUAGCAUCACAAGCCGGAGCCACCCUCAACAACCUCAUGAGUCAUGCACAGGAGUUAGUGGCAAAACUUCGUUCUCUCCAGUUUGAUCAACGAGAGUUCGUAUGUCUGAAAUUCUUGGUGCUCUUUAGUUUAGAUGUCAAAAACCUUGAAAACUUCCAGCUGGUAGAAGGUGUCCAGGAACAAGUCAAUGCCGCCCUGCUGGACUACACAAUGUGUAACUACCCGCAGCAGACAGAGAAAUUUGGACAGCUACUUCUUCGACUACCCGAAAUCCGGGCCAUCAGUAUGCAGGCUGAAGAAUACCUCUACUACAAGCACCUGAACGGGGAUGUGCCCUAUAAUAACCUUCUCAUUGAAAUGUUGCAUGCCAAAAGAGCAUAAGUUACAACCCCUAGGAGCUCUGCUUUCAAAACAAAAAGAGAUUGGGGGAGUGGGGAGGGGGAAGAAGAACAGGAAGAAAAAAAGUACUCUGAACUGCUCCAAGUAACGCUAAUUAAAAACUUGCUUUAAAGAUAUUGAAUUUAAAAAGGCAUAAUAAUCAAAUACUUAAUAGCAAAUAAAUGAUGUAUCAGGGUAUUUGUAUUGCAAACUGUGAAUCAAAGGCUUCACAGCCCCAGAGGAUUCCAUAUAAAAGACAUUGUAAUGGAGUGGAUUGAACUCACAGAUGGAUACCAACACGGUCAGAAGAAAAACGGACAGAACGGUUCUUGUAUAUUUAAACUGAUCUCCACUAUGAAGAAAUUUAGGAACUAAUCUUAUUAAUUAGGCUUAUACAGCGGGGGAUUUGAGCUUACAGGAUUCCUCCAUGGUAAAGCUGAACUGAAACAAUUCUCAAGAAUGCAUCAGCUGUACCUACAAUAGCCCCUCCCUCUUCCUUUGAAGGCCCCAGCACCUCUGCCCUGUGGUCACCGAAUCUGUACUAAGGACCUGUGUUCAGCCACACCCAGUGGUAGCUCCACCAAAUCAUGAACAGCCUAAUUUUGAGUGUCUGUGUCUUAGACCUGCAAACAGCUAAUAGGAAAUUCUAUUAAUAUGUUAGCUUGCCAUUUUAAAUAUGUUCUGAGGGUUGUUUUGUCUCGUGUUCAUGAUGUUAAGAAAAUGCAGGCAGUAUCCCUCAUCUUAUGUAAGUGUUAAUUAAUAUUAAGGGAAAUGACUACAAACUUUCAAAGCAAAUGCUCCAUAGCUAAAGCAACUUAGACCUUAUUUCUGCUACUGUUGCUGAAAUGUGGCUUUGGCAUUGUUGGAUUUCAUAAAAAAUUUCUGGCAGGAAGUCUUGUUAGUAUACAUCAGUCUUUUUCAUCAUCCAAGUUUGUAGUUCAUUUAAAAAUACAACAUUAAACACAUUUUGCUAGGAUGUCAAAUAGUCACAGUUCUAAGUAGUUGGAAACAAAAUUGACGCAUGUUAAUCUAUGCAAAGAGAAAGGAAAGGAUGAGGUGAUGUAUUGACUCAAGGUUCAUUCUUGCUGCAAUUGAACAUCCUCAAGAGUUGGGAUGGAAAUGGUGAUUUUUACAUGUGUCCUGGAAAGAUAUUAAAGUAAUUCAAAUCUUCCCCAAAGGGGAAAGGAAGAGAGUGAUACUGACCUUUUUAAGUCAUAGACCAAAGUCUGCUGUAGAACAAAUAUGGGAGGACAAAGAAUCGCAAAUUCUUCAAAUGACUAUUAUCAGUAUUAUUAACAUGCGAUGCCACAGGUAUGAAAGUCUUGCCUUAUUUCACAAUUUUAAAAGGUAGCUGUGCAGAUGUGGAUCAACAUUUGUUUAAAAUAAAGUAUUAAUACUUUAAAGUCAAAUAAGAUAUAGUGUUUACAUUCUUUAGGUCCUGAGGGGCAGGGGGAUCUGUGAUAUAACAAAAUAGCAAAAGCGGUAAUUUCCUUAAUGUUAUUUUUCUGAUUGGUAAUUAUUUUUAACAGUACUUAAUUAUUCUAUGUCGUGAGACACUAAAAUCAAAAACGGGAAUCUCAUUUAGACUUUAAUUUUUUUGAGAUUAUCGGCGGCACAAUCACUUUGUAGAAACUGUAAAAAAUAAAAGUAUCUCCUAGUCCCUUAAUUUUUUCAUAAAUAUUUCUGGCUUUUGAGUAGUGUAUUUAUAUUGUAUAUCAUACUUUCAACUGUAGACAAUUAUGAUGCUAAUUUAUUGUUUCUUGGUUUCACCUUUGUAUAAGAUAUAGCCAAGACUGAAGAAACCAAAUAUAUGUGUUUACUGUAGCAUGUCUUCAAAUUAGUGGAACUUAGUUCAGGGACAUAGAAGAGUCUUAAUGAAUUAAAAUCAUUCACUUGAUUAAAUGUCUGUAAAUCUUCAUCAUUCCUACUGUAGUUUAUUUAAUAUCUAUUGUAAAUUAUGUGACUUGUAGCUUCCUCUGGUUUUCAAGUAAACUCAACAAGGUGGAGUCUUACCUGGUUUUCCUUUCCAAGCAUUGUAAAUUGUAUACCAAAGAUAUUAGUUAUUACUUCUGUGUGUACAAAGAGGAUUAUUUUAUUAUGUUUAUUAAUCACCUCUAAUACUCAUCCACAUGAAGGGUACACAUUAGGUAAGCUGGGCGUUGACUCAUGCGCAGUCUCAGUCACCCGUGUUAUCUUCGUGGCUCAAAGGACAAUGCAAAAUCGCCGAUCAGAGCUCAUACCCAAAGCAUUACAGAGAACAGCAGCAUCAUUGCCCUCCCCAGCUGAAAAACAAGUUGGCUAGAAGAUACAUGGAGAGGAAUGGUGUGGUCAACAGUUAAUGAAACGGUUCUAUCAUGCAUGUGUAAUGUGGAUGGAGACAAUUAUAAGAUUUGACUAUAACUAUUUGGAGGGUCUUUAACAUUGCCAAAAAAACAAAUAUGUUGAUUUUUAUUUUAUUUUAUUUUUUAUUUUAAGAGGCGGGAUCUUGAUCUCACAUGUUGCCCAGGCUGGCCUUGAACUCCUGGGCUCAAGCAUUCCUCCUGCCUCAGCCUCCCCCAUAGCUGGGACUAGGGGUGCAUGCCAGCAUACCUGGCUACGUUGACUCUUAAAAUCUAUGUUCUCUUAUUUUAAAGAUACAGUGCUCCCCACUGAAAAUUAAACCUAAAAAAUGUCACAUAUUGGUAUGUUGUUAACCUGGUAGAUUAAAUCAUGAGAAUGAUUAGAAAGACGGGCAACACAGCGGGUUACAUCCACACUGCUGAUCACACCAACGACAGGAGCUGAUAAGCAAGAAAGCGUCACAGCCAGCGUCUGUUCACCCAAGGUUGACAAGUGAAGUUUCUCUAAUGUUGAUUGUUAGCCGAUUUGUAACCUGGCAUUUACUUAGCAACUGCCUUAUCAAUUACAGGAUUUGCCGGUAAAAGCAGACUCAAAUAUAAAGGUUUUUGGCUUAACUUGGUUUAUUAUAGUUGCUCUAUGUUUGUAAACAGACAAUCUCUAAUGUCUGAUUAUUUGUAUCACAGAUCUGCAGCUGCCUUGGACUUGAAUCCAUGCAAUGUUUAGAGUGUGAAGUCAGUUACUUGUUGAUGUUUUCUUACUGUAUCAAUGAAAUACAUAUUGUCAUGUCAGUUCUUGCCAGGAACUUCUCAACAAAAUGGAAUUUUUUUUUUCAGUAUUUCAAUAAAUAUUGAUAUGCCCAGCCUGAUAA